This is a messenger RNA of Sinocyclocheilus rhinocerous, 1632 nucleotides long. Its product is annotated as copine-8-like. Gene Ontology annotation, biological process: cellular response to calcium ion. Gene Ontology annotation, cellular component: plasma membrane. The transcript has 18 exons. The record is from RefSeq and is a predicted model, not a curated record. Gene Ontology annotation, molecular function: calcium-dependent phospholipid binding. NCBI's taxonomy places the organism in Eukaryota, Metazoa, Chordata, Actinopteri, Cypriniformes, Cyprinidae. The coding region runs from base 226 to 1632 and encodes 468 amino acids.
UCGUUCCUUCGCCCAUAGCAUGCAGCUCCACACACUCUCUCUAAAACACAUUCACACUCUCUCAAAUGGAGAGCCGAGGGGACGCGGUCUCUGUUAUGGUCUGACAGAAGCUCUGCUUUCCUCCUUGCAAUCUUUCGAAAUCGCCCAUGAAUUCCCUCGCGUAAAGCGGCGCGAGCGUCCGUCCUCUUCCGUCUAAAAGGGUUAAAGAUAAGAAACCUCCUCAUCAUGAACAGCAUGAGCAGUUGCGGUUUCCUGAAUAUGGCGACGAUAGGAGAAUUCGACCCGCUCAACGCCACUAUUCCUGCUACAAAAGUUGAGAUUACAGUCUCGUGCAGAAACCUGCUUGACAGAGACACAUUUUCCAAAUCAGAUCCAAUCUGUGUGCUGUACACCCAAGGCAUUGGCAACAAAGAGUGGCGAGAGUUUGGGCGGACGGAAGUUAUUGAUAACACUUUGAACCCGGAUUUUGUGCGAAAAUUCAUAUUGGACUACUUCUUUGAAGAAAGACAGAACUUAAAGUUUGAUCUGUAUGAUGUCGACUCCAAGAGCCCCAACCUUUCAAAACAUGAUUUCCUUGGCCAGGCCUGUUGUACAUUGGGAGAGGUUGUGGGAUCAUUGGGUGGUCGUAUGGAGAAGGCUCUUGGUUUUUCCAACUCUGCUGAAAUCAGUUCUGUCCAAGAGUCUGUGAUGAUGCAAUUUUGUGGCAACAAACUGGACAAAAAGGACUUCUUUGGCAAAUCGGACCCCUUCUUAGUGUUUUAUCGCAGCAAUGAGGAUGGAACAUUUACCAUUUGCCAUAAGACAGAGGUGGUGAAGAACACGCUGAACCCUGUGUGGCAAGCCUUUAAAAUCUCCGUCAGAGCCCUGUGCAAUGGCGAUUAUGACAGAACGAUCAAGGUUGAAGUGUAUGACUGGGAUCGGGAUGGCAGUCAUGACUUCAUUGGCGAAUUCAGCACAAGCUACAGAGAACUGUCAAGAGGCCAGUCACAGUUUAACAUGUAUGAGGUCAUAAACCCCAAGAAGAAAGGCAAAAAGAAAAAAUAUCUCAACUCUGGAACUGUGACACUGCUAUCGUUUCUCGUUGAUACUGAAGUCACCUUCCUGGACUUCAUCAAAGGCGGGACUCAGAUUAAUUUCACAGUGGCGAUUGAUUUCACAGCUUCUAACGGCAACCCAGCCCAACCCACUUCCCUCCAUUACAUGAAUCCUUAUCAGCUCAACACCUACGCCAUGGCACUCAAAGCCGUGGGGGAGAUCAUACAGGACUAUGACAGCGACAAGAUGUUCCCCGCACUGGGUUUCGGAGCCAAGCUGCCUCCUGAUGGGAGAAUAUCCCAUGAGUUUGCCCUGAAUGGAAACCCUCAGAAUCCAUAUUGCAAUGGCAUUGAUGGAGUCAUGGAGGCAUAUUACCAGAGUCUAAAAUCUGUUCAGCUCUACGGUCCUACCAACUUCUCACCUGUCAUUAACCAUGUAGCCAGAUACGCUGCCUCAGUAAAGGACGGAUCACAGUACUUCAUCCUCCUCAUCAUCACGGAUGGAGUGAUAUCAGAUAUGGCCCAGACAAAGGAGUCCAUUGUCAAUGCUGCCUCUCUUCCCAUGUCAAUUAUUAUUGUUGGAGUCUUUACAAUUUAA